This is a messenger RNA of Amyelois transitella, 1204 nucleotides long. RefSeq lists its product as uncharacterized. The coding region runs from base 227 to 790 and encodes 187 amino acids. The transcript is spliced from 2 exons. NCBI's taxonomy places the organism in Eukaryota, Metazoa, Arthropoda, Insecta, Lepidoptera, Pyralidae. The record is from RefSeq and is a predicted model, not a curated record.
CUCAUUUGGUGGAACAUUGACGGAAUUGCACUUUUUUUCAAAAUUGAGUUAAGUAUGACAAACGGCUCGUAAGUGGUAAAUACGUUUGGAGAAACAAAGACAGAAAUCAGUUUCCGACUAUUUUUCGCGAGAUGGCGUGAUCGUCAAUGUUCUUUAGUGAACUUUCGUAAAGAUUUCGCGGCAACAUCGCCGUAACGGUCAGUUGCGCGGGGGGCUCCGUGAAGUGAUGACGUGUUUUGGUGCUACAUCGACGGAAAGAUUCAUUUUUUCGAUGUAUUUAUAUGCUGUCAAGAGUUUACGAAUUAACACAAUUACUCAUAAAUUCUUAAUUCGAGGACAUACCCAAAAUGAGGGAGAUACUGCUCACUCAAUCAUCGAAAAGGCUAUUAAAAGGGCAAAGAAGUCUGGACCAAUCUAUGUGCCCGAACAAUACCUUCAGAUUAUUAGGUCUGCAAAGAAAAUAGGAAAUCCGUUUAAAGUGAAAGAAAUGAAUUACGAUGAUUUCUACGAUCUUAAAAACUUGACUGAAGAAAUUGGACUGAAUACUACAAAAGACAUUCAAGGAAAUACAAUUAAAACGAAUGAUAUAAAAUUAAUUCAAUUUCAAAAGGAUGGCGAAAUUUACAAAUACAAAAAUGGAUAUGAUGAAGACUGGAUAGAAGUGGAAACAAAAAUUGUGAGAGCGAGAUCCAAGAGUCCAACAAAAGAAAUUCAAAAUAUAAGUUUAAAACCCGCUUACCGUAGUAAGAUACCUAUUGCUAUAAAAAAAAAAACGAUUUACGAGAAUUGAUUCAAAAAAAUAUUAUACCUGGAUACUAUUCUUCUUUUUAUGAGAGUAUUUUCAAUGCAUAAGUUACCUAGUAGGUAUUAUAAAAGUGAUAAAAAUGUUUAACAUUACAAGUUAUAAUAAGCUACUGAGCUGUGAUUUAACUACCAUUUCUUAUUGUUUAGUAAGUACAUAAGAUUUAAUGAUUCUCAAAGUUUAAUUAGUAAGUAAGUAAAAGCUCAAGUUUAAACUACCUACUACAAAAAGACUGAUUAGUGUUUUCUUCUUAAAUAAAUAAGUUUUCUUCAAGAUUUUGAUAAAGCGUUGUUUUAUUUUGUCAUAAAUGCAUAACAAUAUUCAUGGCCACGCUGCAGAAUUUACUAAGCCUUAGGGAUACAAUGACGGAAUUGUAGGUAUCUUAUGUUAUAGUUGACUAUA